AAAAUAUAUUCUGUCAAUGUUUGUAUAAAUGCAAUUGCUCACCGGCGUUGCAGCUCAGCACCAUUUUGUCUCCGACCGCCUACAAAUGGCCAAGAACGCUUGCGAGGAUUUAGGUGAGUUCAUAUGGGAGAUUAUUCGUUUCAUUUUUGUGUUAGCCAUAUAUAAAACCCGAGUGCUUCCUACUGUCCACUUAGAUCAACUGUUUGUUCCCACCCUUAAUUCCACCCGAAAUCUCACCCAAACCAUUUACAUCAACCUCAGACUCAAGAACAGAAAUCAAGUAACAGGAGUUUACUAUGAUGAUCCGGUAUAUGUCAACAUAACUUUCUUUCCCAGAGACCAAAAUACAAGCAUUGCAUUAGGUGAAUACGGGAUGCACGGUUUCUACCAAGGAAACGGAAAGGCCAAGCGGAUUAUGGGCCCGUUGCCGACCCGUGGGUUACCACCAAGCGUGAUCACAGAUGGUGGGGUGAAUAGGACCCAAUUACCAGUUGGGUUUUUCAGGGUUGAUUUCAUUGCCAAUGUGAGGCACAAGGUAGACGGCUACCAUCAGAGACAUCGUUUGUUGUUGUCGGCGAACAUUGAGUUCAAUGGGAUCACCAUGGGCAAUCAGUUUGACAAGAAAGGCAUUAGAUUGGUGAAGUCUGAUGCUUGGUAUGACAAACGACCGCCUAUCAUCGUUGUGCUCGUUUCUAUCUUAUUUAGCAUCAUCAUCAUUUAGUUGUAUUGUUUUGCUCCAUGGAAUUGAUCGAAAACGUCUAUUAACUUCUUUGUUUGGAUGUUUAUCUGUUUGGUUUUGUUACCUGAAGUAAAAUGAUCUCCCUUCUCAAU
This is a messenger RNA of Cynara cardunculus var. scolymus (artichoke), 831 nucleotides long. RefSeq lists its product as uncharacterized. Bases 29 to 721 code for a protein of 230 amino acids. The transcript has a single exon. The record is from RefSeq and is a predicted model, not a curated record. Lineage: Eukaryota; Viridiplantae; Streptophyta; Magnoliopsida; Asterales; Asteraceae. Gene Ontology annotation, biological process: defense response to other organism.